Molecule: messenger RNA, 891 nt
Organism: Schistocerca serialis cubense
Lineage: Eukaryota; Metazoa; Arthropoda; Insecta; Orthoptera; Acrididae
Product: carbonic anhydrase 1-like
Exons: 4
Coding region: 1-891 (296 amino acids)
Cellular component (GO): cytoplasm
Molecular function (GO): carbonate dehydratase activity; zinc ion binding
Source: RefSeq, a predicted model, not a curated record
AUGUGGGUGUGUGUGUGGGUGUGUAUGCGUGUGCGAAAUGUAAGCUCGCCGCGUAAGCUGCGCGACAAAAUAAAGAGUUCAUGGCUGCCGGCGGCGCACGACGCGCAGAGGAGAGAAAACAGCUGCGUUUUGGUGGCUUCAACCGGUCCACACACGUGGCCGUCGGGCGCGGCCGGCCGGCGCCAGUCCCCGGUGAACGUCCGGUCGGAGUGCGUGCAGCAGGUGGACGGCUGCCCGCCCCUGCUCUGGCCGGGAUACGACGUCCUGCCCUGCAAGCUCAGCCUCAGUAACGACGGAACAGCAGCUGUGCUGCGCGGUUGCUGGGGCGGCAGGAGCAGCGCACCGGCCCUCAGCGGCGGUCCUCUGGGCGAGGGCUGCUGGCACUUCGCGUGGGCCGAGUUCCACUGGGGGCCCAGCGACGACGAAGGCUCGGAGCACACCCUCGACUACUGCCGGUACGCCCUCGAGCUGCAGGUCGUGCACGGGCCCUGCGAAGGUGCGCAGUACGAGUACGUCUGCGUCGCCGUACUCUUCGAGGCGGUCAUGGAGGACAACCCGUACCUGGACCCGGUAGUGCAGGCGCUGCACCAGGUGAGGCGGCCCGGCUGCUGCACGCAGCUGCUGCCCUUCCCGCUGGACUGGCUGUCCCCGCCGAUGGAGCAGUCUUACCUCUCCUACGGCGGCUCGCUCACCAGGCCGCCCUGCAGUGAGGGCGUCCUCUGGAUCCUCCGCCCGCACCCGCUCACCAUCUCCAGUCGACAGGUACCUACCUUUAAAAAUUGUGUUUACACGGGACGAGUCUCUCAUCGUGAAGCACUCCAGGUCUUGUCUCCAAUGGGGCUGGUGCAGAAAGGACCUGGGACACGACACGCAAAGUGCUGCUCAGCGUAA